AUGACAGGCUUCGACAUGGCCGCCAAGGAGGACGCUCCCCGCUUUUCCCAGUGGCGCAAGGUGACGGCUUUGGCCGGAGUCGCAUUGGGCACCUGCCUGCUGGCCCCGCUGGCCGUCUCCUGCGACGCCCGGUCUGGUCUGACAGGAGAGCUGUGUGAGCCCGCGCAGACUUCCGCUAAUCUGCGCGGCCGCCGCCUCUAUGCGCCCCACAUCGUCCACCACGUCUACGGCGCCGGGCAGCGCGUGAUGCAGCAUGCCUACGGUGCUGGAAGCUCUGUGGCGCACCACGUCUACGGUGCCGGAAGCAGCAUGAUGAACCACGUCUACGGUGCUGGAAGCCACGUGGUGCACCAUGUCUACGGUACUGGGUACGGGCAAGCCUACCAGACCUCCCAACUCCAUGGAAACUCUCUUGUGCAGGGUGCACCCGCUCAUGUCGUCUCCAAGGUGUAUGGUCCUGAAGAUUCGAAGGAAAUCCACGUCGUCUCCGGACACCACGGCUACCACAUCGUCGAUGGAGGUCGAAUCAACGAUUUCGGACGAGAUCCCGAGCACUUCACCACGCAUCACACCCACGUCAUUGUCCACCACCACUACGGCGGCCAUCCCGACGAAACCUACUACGUUCACCCUGGCAGCCAUCAUUUCAUGGAGCACUUCGCUGGUGGAACGCACGUCGACUGCACCGACAGCGGAAAUUGGUAUUACGAGUGGGACGCCCACAAGAAGCAUCUCUGUUGCUCCGCCGUCCAUGUGGGCUGCCCUGGCACUUGGCGGGGCCCAGAGGACCAUUGGAUGGACUCUGACACAAUCCAUGGCGGCUUCUUGAACGGAAAGCGUCCAGCCGAUGUGGACUCCGGAUUCGUUGACGAUGGCUUCGUGAACGGUGUGGGCCCGGCUGAUGUGUCGGACGUCGUUGGCGAUGAGGACUUCGUGAACGGAAAGGGUCCUGCUGAUGUGUCGCAGUUCGUUGACGAUGGCAUGGUGGAUUCUGGCACCGUGGAGGGCGGCGUGGUGGAUGACGGCACGAUGGAAUCGGGCAGCGUGGAUGCCGUCGAGGGUGUCGGUUCCUCAGAAGUGGCUGAGCCAGAGCAUGCCUUCUUGGCCGAGCCUAUCGAGAAGAAGAAGAAGUGA
Messenger RNA from Symbiodinium sp. CCMP2592, 1134 nucleotides. The record is from the annotation of a GenBank genome assembly. Lineage: Eukaryota; Dinophyceae; Suessiales; Symbiodiniaceae.